This is a messenger RNA of Cucumis sativus (cucumber), 872 nucleotides long. RefSeq names its product N-acetyltransferase 9-like protein. Gene Ontology annotation, molecular function: N-acetyltransferase activity. Lineage: Eukaryota; Viridiplantae; Streptophyta; Magnoliopsida; Cucurbitales; Cucurbitaceae. Gene Ontology annotation, biological process: protein acetylation. The record is from RefSeq and is a predicted model, not a curated record. The transcript has 6 exons. Bases 73 to 678 code for a protein of 201 amino acids.
AAAUGAAUAGUGUCGUCAUGAAUUCAUUCCAGGAAAGUCUUCUGAUACACACUGGUUGUGAGUCCCAGUGGGAUGGGAGAGAUGAAGAAAAAUGGGGUGAGUUUAGAAGGGGAAAGGGUAAUUUUGGUGCCUUACAUGGAAGAGCAUGUACCCAAGUAUCAUCAAUGGAUGAAAGACCCAGCUCUUCUUCAAGCCACAGGCUCCGAACCCCUCACUCUUGAUCAAGAGUACCAGAUGCAACAAUCAUGGACCCAAGACCCAAAAAAGCAGACUUUCAUUGUAUUGGAUAAGGAAUUGGUUGAGGGAAAAUUCAUCCAUGGAAAUUCUGGUGUUGAAGCAAUGGUUGGUGACGUGAAUCUUUACAUGAAUGAUCUGGAUGAUUCUCUUUUAGCAGAGAUCGAAAUAAUGAUAGCUGAAUUCAAGAGCCGUGGUAAAGGACUUGGGAAAGAAUCUGUCCUAAUGAUGAUGGCAUUUGCAGUCAAGAACCUCGGGAUCCAUACUUUCCGGGUUAAAAUUGGAGACUCGAAUGAAGGGUCUCUCAGUUUGUUCAAAAAAUUGGGAUUUGAAGAGACUUCUUACAGUGAAAUCUUCAAGGAGGUAACUCUGGAGUUAAAGGUAACAAAGUCCAAGCAUGAGGAGUUGCUUGAUGUGUUUGGCAGAAUAGUUACUUACGACUAGCGCUCAAUUGAACUUUCCUGCCGGUUCUAGAUCUUGAUUUUCUAACAUUAAAUGUGGGAAACUCCUGUGGAUUAUCUGAUAUUAUGUUCAAACAUCUGAUACUUGAGCAAGAAGCAAAUCGAUAUAAUACACAAGAAACCUUCUAUAAAAAAAGAUCAAAGUUAUGACUUAUUUACAAGACAUUCUUUCCCUGA